GCAUCUGUAUAUGUGGAGGUGAAGAACAUUGCGUCAUCGGGGGUGUGUUGAGCGGGAGGUGGGCCGAGCCGCCUGUCAAUCAGUGACGCGGGGGACACGUGUGACGGUCAUGGCUGGGGAAGAUGCUGCGCCGCGGCUCUUUGGCUGCAGGCGAAGCGCUGUAGGAGGCAGCUCACUUGCUGGAUGUCUCCGUGAGAGUGUGUGCGCGUGUGUGUGAUGCACACACAAGGAGGACAGUUUUUAGGGGGGGACAAUGUGGAGGAAGUCAGAUGAAUAAUGCAUCCAGUUUGAGCUGGAACCUGUAGCUGCUGAUUGGGCUGCUUGACCGGCAUCGGCGUUGUCCUGCCCGCCAGAUUUUUUUGUCGAACUGAUGGACUCCUAUAACUCUAAAAUGUCUCACUACCAUUUCAUCAAAUGCUGCUGUUUCCAGCUAUGUAACGCCUUUCGUCAGAACAUGGAGAUCGACCAGUGUCUGCUGGAGUCUCUGCCCAUCGGCCAGCGCCAGCGGCUGGUCAAGAGAAUGCGCUGUGACCAAAUCAGGGCGUACUACGAGCGGGAGAAGAGCUUUCAGCAGCGCCAGCAAGGUGGAGUCAAGGCGCAUCGCAAGAAGCAGCAAGUCCGCUUUAGCCUUGCCGAUGUCCUACAGGACGCCAUCAUCCGCUACGAUGACAAAGAAGUGCUGCGUCUCCUGAAGGAGGGAGCUGACCCCAACACCCCAAUUUCCUCUGGGGGAUCCUUGCUACACUUGUGCGCUCGUCAUAACAACGUGCUGGCGGCAGAGGUGCUGCUGGAGCGAGGCCUGAACAUCAACCUGCAGGACGAAGACCUGUGGACGGCUCUGCAUGUAGCAUGCGUGUGCGACCAUGCCGACAUGGUGCUGCUUUUGCUUCUGGGUGGGGUGAACGUUCUGCUGCAGGACGUCGACGGGAACGUUCCCCUGGACUACGCCUCUGAGGGAACCGAGAGCCGCUAUAUCCUGCAAAAACACCUGGAGGAAAACGGUGUGGAUGUGUCUUCUACGCAUAGCAUGAGGACACAGAGGCCCAACGGCAUGCUAUCCGAUAUUAGACAGCUUGUAGCCGCAGGGGCGGAUCUCAAUCAGCCCAAUGACGAGGGGGUGACCUUGCUUCACAUUGCAUGUGCCAGUGGCUAUCGGGAUGUGGCGACUGUGCUAUUAGAAAACGGGGCAGAUCCUCAUCCUGUGGCUCACAACUUUUGGACACCUCUUCAUCUGGCUGCUAAAUAUGGACAGACGAGCAUCGUUAGCCAACUCCUGAAGCAUGGAGCCAACCCCACAUUGUUGAACUGCAACCAAGAUAAGCCCUCAGACAUUGCUGCAUCAGAGCACAUAGCUGACUUACUGCUGAGUGGAGAGACCCGCUGGCCGCAAAAGCUGAAGGACCCCCGCACCCCUCUGCUCUCCACGGACCAACACUGUGACGGCGGAUCACAUGACCUCAACACCCCUGUCAAAAAAUUGAACUCUCUGGGCCUCCCGAUAGCGAAACGGGACAGCCUCCUGGAGAAGUGGGCAAUGUUUCGAGAGGCGGGUGGGGCGCUCAGCCGGCAGCCUUCGCUGGAUAACAUCCUGGAUGGCCCCUUCAGUUUAGGAACAACCAAACUGGAACAGGUGAAGCUGAUGCCCCCAGCACCUAACGAUGACCUUGCAUCCCUUAGCGAACUGACAGACAGCAGCCUCCUCUACGAGAUGCAGAAGCGUUUUGGCAACGACCAAAUAUAUACUUAUAUUGGACACAUUCUUUUGCUGGUCAACCCAAACAAAGAGCUGCCUAUCUACUCCACUUUGGUGAGUCAGUUGUACCUGAGCUCCACGGGCCGCCUAUGCUCCUCUCUGCCCCCUCAUAUCUUUUCCUCGACGGAGAGAGCUUACCACAUGAUGCUCCAGGAGAGACGACCCCAAUGUUUCAUCUUAAGCGGUGAAAGCGGUUCGGGGAAAACGGAGGCCGGUAAGCACAUCGUGCGACACCUGACAGCCAGAUCCAGCCCCAAAGGCUUCGCACUGGAACCCAGAAUGGAACACGUGAAUUGUCUUCUGGAGGCUUUCGGGCACGCAAAGACGGAGAGGAACAGCAACUCCAGUCGCUUUAUCAAACUUUUGACCAUCCAGUACUGUGAGAAGGGGAGGAGGAUGCUCAGAGCGCGUGUGUACACGUACAUGCUGGAGAGGUCUCGUGUGGUCCAGUGUCCUCUUCAGCAACGAAGCUUCAACAUCUUCUAUCUGAUGGAUGAGGGCUUGUCACCCGAGGAGAAGAGCGCACUUAACCUCAGUAACGUCUUGGCUCAUAGGUAUCUUCGUGGAGGACUUCCGGCGGGGAGCCCUCCUGUGGCUGCAGCGUCGACAGCGAGCAGGGAGCGUCUCGGCGCUGUCAAGAAAGCCUUUCAAGCUGUGGGCUUCAACAAGCAGGAAGUGGAUUCCGUGUUCAUGUUGCUCUCCGCCGUGCUCCAUAUUGGGGAUCUGCGUUUCACUGCGCUGACAGACGGCGAGAGCGCCUUCCCCUCUGACCUGCAGCUGCUUGAGAGAGUGGCUGGAAUGCUGCAAGUGUGUUGCAGUGACUUAAGCAGCGCCCUCACCUCAGAUGUUCAGUACUUCAAAGGUGACGUGAUCACUCGACGGCACACGGUGGACAUGGCCCAGCAGUACAGGGACCAACUGGCCAAGACCAUCUACGGACGUCUUUUCAGCUACCUGGUCAACUGCAUCAAUGACUACCUGCAAGGAAACGACGACAAUGUCUGUGACCCUGCCUUCGAAAUUGCAAUCCUGGACGUCUUUGGUUUUGAAGAAUUUCAGAGGAAUGGUUAUGAACAGCUGUGUGUCAACAUGACCGACGAGCGACUGAGGCGCUACGUCUCUGAGGUGCUAUUCCAGCAGGAGCAGGCUGAGUGUCUGCAGGAGGGCAUCGCCAUGGAGACCUCGCCAUCCCCCAGCAACCAUCCAUCUGCUCUGGACUUCUUUCUCCAGAAGCCUCAAGGACUGCUCAGCGUGUUGGAUGAGGAGAGUCAGAGUCUUUGGCCGACGGAGCAGAACCUCUACAAGAGGUUGUCCACCCAGCUUGAGUCCAACCCGACGCACAGCCUCUCCUUCACCACCAAGGAUGGCAACGGAAACCCACCACCCAAAGAUCAAGGCCCCACUUUUACUGUUCGCCACUAUAGCGGCCAGAUUGCGUAUGACCUCACAGGAUCGCUCAUAAAAAACAAGGACUCCCUUCCUCAGAACAUCUUGUUUACGAUGAAGUCCAGCGAGAGUGUAUUGCUGCGGCAGCUCUUCCUGGCCAAGUUGACUCAGACUGGUUCGCUGGUCCCAGCAGCCCAAGGUCGGGUCGGGCUCAGGGGCUCCAAAGCUUUACUGCUGCUCAACAGGAUGCCACCAGCCAACCUGGCCAGCAUGCCUCCUCAACCCCACCGGGGGUAUCGUGACCUCACCAAGAUCUUAAAGAAGAAAGGCUCCAGCUCCUUCCUUCAACGUCUAGAGCGCUGCGGACCCAUUACAGUGGCGGUCCAGCUGAGGAACUCGCUGUCAGAGAUCAUCAGCAAACUGCAGGCUUCCACAGCUCACUUUGUGGAGUGCAUGCGCCCCAACGCCAGCGGUCAGCCCGACACCUUCGACAGCUCCCACAUGUCUGCACAAUUGCGGCACGUCGGCGUGCUUGACAUGGUGCGCACUUUCCGUUAUGGUUACCCCGUGCGCCUGUCCUUUCCCGGCUUCCUCAACAGAUACAAAGAUCUCACUGCGCCGACGCUGGGCGACAAGAGCAAAUUGUCGGCGGAGGAGAAGUGUCGCUGUGUGCUGCGGCAGACCAAACUGCAGGGAUGGCAGAUGGGCAGCAGUAAAGUGUUUCUCAAGUACUGGCAGGCAGACCAGCUCAACGACCGCUGCUACCAGCUGCAUAAAAAGAUCAUCACCUGCCAGAAAGUGGUACGUGGCUGGCUCGUCCGGCAGCGCGUCCGCCGUCGACUACCGUCGCGGUACAAGGACGAGGGAAGUGUGCAGCGCUUCCUGCAGGGGGCGGAGGACAUGGGGCUGCGCACCUACGACCGCCUAGUCAUACAGAACGCCUCUGACAUCUCGCGAGAGAGCGACCGCCUGCGUUGCCACAGCAACGGCGGCGGCCUCAUCCUUGCCGCCAACCUUGGCAGCAGCCCGCCACUCGGGGAAAGGCCCGAUCCGGUUGGCAAGGAGGAGGAACAACCGGUUAAAAGGGUUAUGGAAAAAGUUGGAAAAGUCCACGAUGUCGCUGGGAACGGGGGAAGCCGAUUCAUUCGCCACUUUCGAUCCAGCUCGGUGCCCGUGCCCCUGGCUAUCGACAAUUCAACACAGUCCACCAGCAGCCCGGCCGUCAAACCGGUGCUGCAGCACGUCGCUCACACCAACGUGGACAUUACCAGCGGUUGCGCUGCUUCCUCGCCUCGUAAGCAACCUCCCCCAAAACCAAAAAGGGACCCCAACACGCGCCUGAGUGCGUCGUAUGAGGUGGUUAGUGCCGGCUUGGUGAUGGCGGUCAAAGAGAGUGCCACUCCAGAAGGCUACGCUUCACCAGCUGGGAGUCCCCCCAAAUCCCAGCUGUCCCCGACAGACCCCGCAGGGUCCAAGCCCCGCCCCCACAGCGAUGACUACACGACCAUGAGGAAGGUGCCCCCGCCCAAACCCAAACGCAGUCCCAACACCAAGCUGACAGGCUCGUACGAGGAGAUCAAUGCCGUGGCGCCCCUCCUCCACCAGCUGCGUCCUGCUGAUGUCAAGACAGCGCUGCUGUCGCGCACAGGCGGCACGAUGCCGAAAGCGGCCUCCCUGGAUGCUACGCAGGGCUUAGCGCUGAGUCUCUAUCAGGGCCAGGACGAAGAGGACAUCUACAUUGAGAUGGUUGGCUCUCAGCCCCGUGCUGGGAGCCUCCAGGAGCCACCCGACAGCCCAGAAGAAGCGGAAUCGGAGGCCGUCUACGAGGAAAUGACCUUCUUCCCUCCUGAUGAUGCUGCGCCUCCACCUGCCGUUGCAACCAAACCAACCCAGCUGGAUGUUCUCAGCUUCAGCCUGGUUACAUCCGGCAUGUGCCGCCCUCAGAGCGAAGAGAGUAAGCGGGUGACGUCAAGGGUAACGGCAGCUUUGGACAUUGCUUACCCGCAAAAUGCGAUGGUUGGUGGUGCGCCCAGGAUUCAGCAUGGAAAAGAUGGCACCUGUGACAUUCCGGCCCCCUUUCCCAACUUGCUCCCUCAUCGACCGCCUCUCCUGGUGUUCCCGCCGUCCCCCGUCACCUGCUCCCCUGCUUCAGACGAGUCGCCCCUCACUCCUUUAGAGGUCAAGAAGCUGCCGGUGUUUGAGACCAAUCUCAACUACUCUGCAGGUCCAGACAGCCCACUGUCGCCUCAAUAUGUGCGGCAGAGGGCAGACUCCUCCCCGAGCCUCACCGUCCUAAUGCCGGAGAAGAAGGCUACCCCUCCACUAACCCCGCCACUUCCUCUUUCGACCACAAGUGGCCCACCUCCUCCAUACAGACCACCUUCCCACUUCCCCUUCCCACCUGAGGCCAGCUUCCUUGCGCUGGCACGGACCGCUUCUGUCACCGGAACCCAGUCGGAAUCCUCCAAGUCCCUAACGUCACAGAGACCAAGUGUGGAGCCGCCGGGGAAACCGCCCCCUUACUCCCCGGGGAAGAUGUCCCGGCCAGAACCUCGAAGAGCUCACUCCUGCUCCUCCUCGCCCUUGUUGUUCAACCCAGCAAACGGAAGACCUCUUACCAGUCCCCUGGAUGAGCUCAGCACCUUGUUCAGCACGGGGCGCAGCCUUCUGAGGAAGUCCUCAACGGGACGCAAGAUGCGAGACGGAGGUUUCAACUCCAACAUCAAUUUACCCGGCCACGAAGACUGUGGCUCCGCCCCAUCCUCGCCAUCACUGCAGCUACAGGACAAGAACGCCAACAACCAUUCUGUUCACUCGUCGAGCCACGCCCCUAUUGAGAACGGCAACCAGAUAUCUAAUGGUUCAUUGGAGGACGAGAGUCACGUCAAGUCAAACAUGUCCACAUCCUCUCUGCACAGGCACAUGGAUAGCCACCAUACACAGGCGUUCCAGAGGCUACGUCUUUCCAACGGGGAUGCGGGCACCACGCUGCGAGAGCUCCUGCGAUGGCGGCAGGCGCAGUGCGGGGGGCACAAGGGUUGGAAGCACCGUCCGCCGUCUCAGUCUCCGCCCCUGCCGUCCGCGCUGCUCUGCUCCAGCAGGAAGAAUUCGCCAUGACCCGGGACGGGAUGACUGGAG
This is a messenger RNA of Hippocampus comes (tiger tail seahorse), 6277 nucleotides long. It is a transcript of the gene myo16, whose product is annotated as myosin XVI. Gene Ontology annotation, biological process: negative regulation of G1/S transition of mitotic cell cycle; phosphatidylinositol 3-kinase/protein kinase B signal transduction; neuron projection morphogenesis. Gene Ontology annotation, molecular function: protein phosphatase binding; ATP binding; actin filament binding. Gene Ontology annotation, cellular component: nucleoplasm; perinuclear region of cytoplasm; myosin complex. The record is from RefSeq and is a predicted model, not a curated record. The transcript has 35 exons. NCBI's taxonomy places the organism in Eukaryota, Metazoa, Chordata, Actinopteri, Syngnathiformes, Syngnathidae. Bases 371 to 6256 code for a protein of 1961 amino acids.